Molecule: messenger RNA, 7140 nt
Organism: Aspergillus vadensis CBS 113365
Lineage: Eukaryota; Fungi; Ascomycota; Eurotiomycetes; Eurotiales; Aspergillaceae
Product: HbrB-domain-containing protein
Exons: 13
Coding region: 1-7140 (2379 amino acids)
Biological process (GO): autophagy; endosomal vesicle fusion; fructose 2,6-bisphosphate metabolic process
Cellular component (GO): fungal-type vacuole membrane; cytoplasm
Molecular function (GO): 6-phosphofructo-2-kinase activity; ATP binding
Source: RefSeq, a predicted model, not a curated record
AUGGUUGGCCUCCCAGCCAGAGGCAAGAGUCUCAUAGCUGGAAAAGCUAUGCGAUAUCUUGCCUGGGUUGGCAUCCCCGCUCGGGUAUUCAACGUCGGCAGCUACCGUCGUGCAGGCACGCCACAGCCCAAUGCGAAUUUCUUCGACCCUCAUAAUACCGAAGGCGAGAAAAUGAGACGCGCGGCCGCCGAGGCUGCGGUGUCUGACAUGCUCCAGUGGUUUCAGUCCGGGAAAGGCGUCGUAGCUAUCUUGGAUGCGACCAAUUCUACGAAAGAGCGACGGCGCUGGAUCCAUGAACGCUGUCAGGAGGCAAACGUCGAAACACUAUACGUCGAGUCAAUAUGUGAUGAUGAAGACUUGAUCAUGAACAACAUCUUGGAAGUCAAGACAACGUCGCCGGACUACAAGGGGCAGGACCCGGAAGUUGCUGCUCUCGAUUUCCGUAACCGCAUUCGCAAUUACGAGAAGGUCUAUGAGACCAUUGACGAUAACGAGAAGCACUUCACCUACGUCAAACUCAUCAAUGUCGGGUCGACCGUCAUCAUUAAUCAGAUUAAGGAUUACCUUUCCAGUCGGCUGGUCUACUACAUCCAGAACCUUCACAUCAAACCUCGCUCGAUCUGGUUAUCUCGACACGGCGAGUCAGAAUAUAAUCUAACGGGGAAAAUUGGCGGCGACUCCAACAUUUCAGAGCGAGGAGAGGCAUACGCCCGAGCGCUGCCCGGGUUAUUAAAGAAGUCUGGGGUCCCACCCAACACCAAGAUCGUUAUUUGGACGUCAACUUUGAAACGUACGAUUCAAACGGCUCGUCAUCUCGCCGCGGAGACGGGCUUCGAGAAGCUAGAGUGGAAGGCGCUGGAUGAGCUCGACUCCGGGGUCUGCGACGGACUCACGUACGAGCAGAUUGCGGAGAAGUACCCGGAAGACUUUGCUGCGCGCGACGAGGACAAGUACAACUACCGCUACCGGGGUGGCGAGUCAUACCGCGAUGUGGUCAUCCGGCUAGAGCCAAUUAUCAUGGAGCUGGAGCGUAGCGAGAACGUCAUCAUUGUCACACACCAGGCCGUGCUGCGCUGCAUCUAUGCCUACUUCCUCAACACGCCGCAGGAGCAAAGUCCCUGGAUGGAGGUGCCGCUCCAUACGCUGAUCAAGCUUACACCGCGCGCAUACGGCACCGACGAGCAGCGCUUCAAGGCAGACAUCCCCGCUGUUUCGACAUGGCGGGCGAAGGGCACCGGUUCUGUGCUGGCGUAUGGGGAUCGCGUCUUGGCGGGGUUGAAUAAUGGGAGUUUGAGGAUAUAUCGGGUGAACGAGGAGGAAGAAGAAGGAGAAGGAGAGGUGGAGGCACAGCAGGAUGGUGAUGGGAAGGGGAAGGGGAAGAAAGAUACUACUACCGAGCAACAACAUGCAAACGGCAACGGCAACGGCAACGGAGAGACGGGGAUAAUCGCGAACGGGACUACGAACGGGAACCGGGAACAACAACAGCACAGCAAGAAACCCACGGAGCUACUCCGCGAAGUGGAAAAGUUCUCGCGGUACAAGAUCGAGCAGUUGGCGUUGAUUAAGGAGGCUAAGGUGCUUGUUUCUCUGUCCGGGGGAUAUGUGUCGUUGCAUGAUCUGGGGACGUAUUCGUUGCAGGAGCAAUUGGGGAAGACGAAGGGGGCGACGACGUUUGCGGUGACGUCGAAUAUCGAGAAUGAUUCUGAAACGGGAGUGCCUGCUAUUGUGUCGAGGGUGGCGGUGGCGGUGAAGAGGAAGAUAAUGGUGUGGGUGUGGAGGGAUAUGGAGAUGGAAGCGGGCGGGCCUAUGGAGAUGACGCUGGUGAGUGGGAUUAAGACGUUGACGUGGGUGUCUGGGACGAGGUUGGUGGCUGGGUUGGGGUCAGGGUUUGUGAUGGUUGAUAUUGAGGGGGAUGCUGGUGGGACAGUGACGGAUUUGACUGGUCCGUCUGGGAUUGGGGGAUUAGGGGGACAGGAGAGUACGGGGAGGUUGGCCGGUGUGGGAGUCGCCAGUAUGAGUUAUAUGGGGCUUGGGGGCAGUGCGCCGAAGCCGUUGGCGACGAGGUUGAAGGAGGGUCAGGUGUUGCUGGCGAAGGAUAUCAAUACACAUUUUAUUGAUGUGCAGGGGAAUUCGCUGGGGAGGAGGCAGAUACCCUGGAGUCAUGCGCCGGCGGAUAUAGGGUAUUCGUAUCCGUUUCUGUUGGCGCUGCAUGAUGCUUCGAAGGGGGUGUUGGAGGUGCGGAAUCCGGAGACGUUGUCACUGUUGCAGUCGGUGCCGUUACCGUCUGCCAGUAUUAUGCAUAUCCCGCAGCCGACGAUUAGUCUGGCGCAUGCUGGGAAGGGGUUCUUGGUGGCGAGUGAUCGGACGAUAUGGCGGAUGGAGGCGCUGAGCUAUGAUACGCAGAUUGACUCGCUGGUCGAGAAGGGGUAUCUGGACGAGGCGAUCAGUCUGGCUAGUAUGCUGGAGGAUGCGCUGUUGAGGGAUAAGCAGGGCCGGCUGCGCCAGAUCAAGCUGGAGAAGGCUGAAGGGCUGUUCAAGAUGCGAAAGUAUACGGAUUCGAUGGAUCUGUUUACGGAGAUAUCUGCGCCCCCGGAGACGGUGAUACGACUGUAUCCGAAGAUCAUCGCGGGGGAGCUGUCGUCGAUUGUCGAGGAGCCGGAGGGGUCCGAAGAUGGGACGACAGAUAGCCAGUCUAAGACGCAAGAGAACAAUAGCCCAACCGACACGCCGGCUGCGGAGGAGCCGCCAGCGCCGAAGACACUCUCGCAUGCUCCGUCGGUGAUGUCUCUUCUGCGGACGCGGACAGAUGAUGCCAGCGAUGCGGGCAGUAUCCGGGGCAAGGUGGUCGAGGAGGCCAAGAGCGAUAAGGCGCUGGAAGGGGCCGAUCUCAAGCUGGCUGUUCGUGAUCUGCAGAGGUAUCUGGCGGACGUACGGAGACGGUUUCAGCGCUUCUUGAACCCGGACGGUACACUAAAGGUGAUUGAUGCGACGACGGACGGCGCGAACGAUGCGUUGACGGACUCGGUCAUGAAGCUGCUGAGCAUUGAUCCGGAGGGUGAGUAUGAUCUUGGGGAAAAGCUGCGAGAAAAGGCAAGACUCGUGGACACGACUCUCUUCCGGGCGUACAUGUACGCUAUUCCAGCUCUGGCAGGGUCAUUGUUCCGCAUUGCCAACUUUUGCGACCCGGAUGUGGUGAUGGAGAAGCUGGAGGAGACGGGACGUCACAACGAUCUGAUUGACUUCCUAUACGGAAAGAAGCUGCAUCGGCAGGCGUUGGAGCUACUCCAGAAGUUUGGACAAGCCGACGAGGAAGAAGAGACGGCGCCGCAGCUGCACGGGCCGAAGCGAACAGUCAAUUAUCUGCAGAAUCUGUCUCCAGACCACAUUGACUUGAUCCUCGAGUUCGCUGAGUGGCCGGUACGACAGGAUCCUGAGCUGGGGAUGGAGGUUUUCCUGGCAGAUACUGAGAACGCGGAGACGCUGCCAAGAGACCGCGUGCUAGACUUCCUGCAGGGCAUUGACGUCAACCUGGCUGUCCGAUACCUGGAACAUAUCAUUGGGGAACUGAAUGAUAUGACACCAGAUUUGCAUCAGAAACUGCUCGUCCUUUACUUGGAACGACUGAAGAAGCAUCAAGCGAAAGAGUGGGAGUUUUCGAGUUUGGAUGACUAUGUUAAUUGGCAGAGCAACUCCCAGUACUCUCCGGCUAAGAUUCUAGAUCGAUUGGACCGGGACGAUCCCGAGUUCUUCGAGGCGCGAGCGAUUGUCUUCAGCAAAAUGGGACAACACCGGCAGGCACUGGAAAUCUACGUGUUCAAGUUGGAAGACUACGUCAAGGCUGAAGAAUACUGUAAUCAUCUCCAUAAAGCGGAGGAUACGACUGCUGCGGAUGGAGCGGCUUCGCGCUGUGUAGCUCUACUGCCGUAUGAGGAUGACAAACCAUCGAUUUAUUUGACUCUAUUGUCUCUAUAUCUAUCGCCGCCGCAUGGCUACAAGCCACGGUACGGGCCCGCGCUUGAGAUACUGGCCAAACACGGAUCCCGGCUGCCACCCAAUUCUGCUCUGGAUCUGAUCCCGGAAUCGCUCCCGGUCAAAGAGCUCGAGUUUUAUUUCAAGGGCCGUAUGAGGGCCGCCAACACAAUCCUCAACGAGAGCCGAAUCGUGGCCAACCUGCAAAAGGCAGAAGACAUCAAGACGCAGGCGCAAUUGUUGGUAGGAGAGGGGACAGACGGGCGAUCGACGCGCUCGCGACAUGUCACCAUUACCGAAGAACGGGUCUGCGGCAUCUGCCACAAGCGGAUCGGAGGCAGUGUGAUUAAUGUGUUUCCGGAGUUUCAUACCGGAGUGGCGGACAUUUCCUACACGAUGAUACCCCGGGAUAGCGGUAUUCAAGGAUCCAUGCAUAUGAUUUAUUUAGUCGUGAUUCGUUCCUCGUCAGCCGUAGCAUCCACACACUUUCUCUCGAUUGUCUUAAUUUCGGGUAUGGCAGGAUCACGCAUCCUCUUCCACAACCUCCUCUCCGUAGUUCUCCUCCUCCUUGGCUUCCUUGUCAGAGACCUUUUGACCCUGGGCCUCGGCGGCCUUCUUGUCCUCUUCCAUGCGCGCGGUCAGGAAUACGUUGAUGUCGUUCUGCAGAGUGGCCCUCUAUUCGCUCACAUCAUGUUGCGCUCGCCGGUGUCGCCCGAGCGAUCCUCGUCUCGCUCACCUCUUCCUCCUCAUCAUCCUCCUCCUCCUCCACUUUCACAGCCCCCUCGCCGCUCCUUCGACGACUUCUCCUACGCCCGCCCUGCUUCCUCAGGCAGUGAUGCCUCGUCGAUUACCUCCAAUGUGACCACCAUCUCGCCGCGUCACUCUGCCCUCAAUCCCGGUGCCGUGUCGGUGACCUCCUCUCCUCGUCCUCCACGUACCUCAUCCAUCACCGCCAACACCACCGCUCCUCUUCCUCCCAUCUCGACCGCCACCACAAAUACUACCUCCUCUUCUUCUUCUACGAUUAGAUCCCCCGUCUCCUUCAUGCCUCAUGGUGAGAUCCUGAGCAGGAAACCGUCGGGUCGUGGUGGCCCGCCGGAACUGCAGAGACGCUCUCGUCACCACUCGCAGGGCUUCUUCGAGCCAUCCCUCCCCACCGCGUCCUCCUCCGAGGCUACCAUCUCCGCUUCCAGAAUCGCAGCCCAGGCGGCCAUGCUCCAGCAACAGCAGACCGCUCCCCAGAAUCCUCCUAAGCGUCCUCCGCCAGUGCGGGGUGUGUCAGAAGACGGUUCCCGGUCUCGACGAGGCGGGAGCGCUUCCCCUCCGCCCCCGCCGCCUCCAGCACCGUUGUUUGCGCCCCCAACAAGCGCGGGAAGUGCAUCCGGGGCAUCAUAUCAGAGUGGGUCUACAAAUGGGAAUACACAUGCCGCAACGACGGCGGCAAAUGUGGUGUUUCCCCGGAAUCCCGCGCUGCAGCCGCCCGGCCUGGAGCCGCCCGUAGAGCGGGAGCAUAAGCACAAGGGCGAGAAAUCGAAGAUGAAGCUAUUCUCGAAACCGAAACAUAUAGGGAUUAGUCGGGAUAAAGACGGGAUCAGCAAGGACCGGGGCCUGCCAUCGCCGAGUAAGAUGGGUUUUCCGAGCGGAGGAUUAUCACGGAUCGUGAGUGCGUCGACGACGAGCUUGGCUGAUACGUUUCCCUCGAAUAACUCGUCACUCUACAACUUGUCGAAUGCGUCGGCAAGUACGGUGGUUCCGGCCGAUAAGCCGGUGGGGAGUGAGAAGGAGAAAGAGAAGGAUAAGGAUAAGCACAAGCAUCACUUCUUGUCGCGGCAGAAGUUGAAGCUGAAAGACCGAGAUGAUCAUUACAACCUGCCGCUGUCGUCGGCGUCGAGUAACUCGAAACCCUCGGAUCCGAAUGCCCCUCAGUCGCUGUAUUCUUUUACCCCGGCUUCGCCAGGUGCGGUGACGACUACAUUUGGGAAAAGCGUGAGUGGCCUGGAUCUGCUCCACGGGUUACGAGAUAAGAAGAAGGAAGAGAAGGCAUUAGAGUCAGAACAGCUGGACUGGGUGGCCAACUCGUCGGGACCUGCGCCGGGGACGUUUGCGGGGCCAUCGUCGCUGGGCAGCUCCACGGGAGUCCUUGCGGAAGCGGCUCUUCGAGAGACCCUCCAGGGCUUUGGACUGAAUAACAUGACACCGGAAGAUGCUUGGGACUUUCUCAAGGCCAAGCUUAUGGUCAUCUUUGACGGAGAGGAUGUUCGCAUCGCCAUCGAGGAUCUCAAUAAGCUGGUCCUCAUCCAUAUCCAGCGUUGCGUCCAGAAACGCAUGCCCACCGCACUGUUAGAGACAGGAUGCGCCUCCCUCAACCAUACACUGAACGGCAUCCCCGAUGAGAAGCUGGUCCCUCAUCUGGUACAAGUGUGGAUGCUCUUCAAGGGAUGCGGGUCCGUCAUGAACCGCCGAGAAGCCAGUGAGUUCUGGUCAUCCACGUUCAACGGCGAGUACCCCGGCUGCGAUCUGGACGUGCGCAACCUCGUUCUGAUUGCCUUCCGCGACAUGGUCAUCCUCUACCGGUACGACGUGCUAAAGGCAACCUUCUCCCGUUUGAGUCUAGACAGCAUCAAGCUGGGCACGGCAGCGCUGAGCGUCACGACCAAGAGCAGCAGCAACAGCGCACGGCCGACGACAUCGGCCUCGCUGGACGGCGGGUUCGGCAGCUACAGCUCGCAGUCGUCGACGCUCCUCAACGCCGCGAACAGCUACUCGUCUGAAUCGCUAGACUGCAACCGCAGCCGGGCGGCGUCCAACACGUCCAACCCGGACCAGCUGAUCUUCCAGUCUUUCUCGUCACCCACGCAACGGCCCAGUAUCAUCCACCGGUCCUCGCACACAGACACGUCACACAUCAUCACCGAGACCGUGGGACGGAUGCUCCAGUGCGUCAGCGUGUUGGCCAGCGUGCAAACCGGCGAUCGAGCACAGGAGCAGAUCGAGCUCCUGAGCAAGGAGCUGAAGCAUAACUGGCUAGGCCGCGGACGCACGGGACGAGACCGACGUGGGUUCGUAGGGACGAAGAUCCGGCCGGCGAUAGUAGCCCGCACAGACAGUGAUGAUUAUAUGAGGGAUGGGAUGGAGGAUUACGGGCGUCGGGAAUUAAGUGUGUUGUGA